AUGGUCCAACUAAGCACCCACGAUAUCGUCAGGAGCUACCAACCAGCGGGUUCCAGUGACGAAUCUUUCGAUAUCCAAAAAACUCCUUCAGAGAAAUCGAUUGCGCUUCAUACAGGCCAACGAGUGACCAUUCCGGGCGUCACCGUCCAACCCUCGCGCGAUCUAGGCGACGGCCCAAUACUAUUUGUUGUCGGAUUCGACUGUCCUGAUGACCCCCUCAACCCGAAGAACUGGUCCAUACGAUAUAAAUGGCUCACAUUGGGUAUCGUUGGAACUACGGGCUUUCUAGUCGGGUGGGCCUCUGCUAUUGACUCCGCUGUCAUCCAACAAGGCCAAGAGGCAUUUGGGGUCAGCAAAAUAACAGAAUCACUGGCCACCGCACUGUAUCUCUUUGCCUUCGGGUUUGGCUCCCUUGUUGCGGCACCGUUAUCGGAAACCGUUGGACGGAACCCGGUGUACCUGGUGACCUUGUCGCUGCUCAUGAUAUUUAUCAUGGCAUCCGGUCUUGCCCCAAACAUUGGUGCGCAGUUGGCAUUCCGGUUCCUCGCCGGCAUAUUUGGAUGCACGCCUCUCACCACCUUUGGCGGAAGUAUGGCCGACAUAUUCAAUCUGAUUGACCGCACCUACGCCUUUCCAGUGUGUUGCACUUUGUCUUUCCUGGGUCCCUUCUUGGCCCCAAUGGUCGGCGCUUUCAUCGGUCAAAGUAACGCCAUCAGCUGGCGCUGGGUAGAAUGGACGUCAUUAAUAUUGGCAGGCCUGAUCACUGCGGGAAUAUUCUUUCUUGUACCCGAGACGUAUGGCCCCGUGCUGCUUCACUGGAAAGCGCAUCAUCUUCGCGCAAUAACCGGCGACCAACGCUUUCGCGCUGAGAUUGAGAUCCGACAAGCCAGUCUUGCCCAUCGCCUCCUCACCAGCUGCUCCCGACCCUUCAAGAUGUUCUUCCAGGAGCUCAUGGUCGCUUUAUUUACCAUGUACUUGGUGAUCGUCUACAUUGUUCUUUUCGGCUUCCUGACCGGCUACGACUUCAUAUACGGCGAAACAUACGGGUUCUCGCAAGGCUCCGUCGGCCUCGCCUUCAUCGGGAUGAACAUCGGCUUUCUAGUCGCCUUCGCCCUUGUCCCUCAUAUUUACAUGUCCUACAAAAAACGUCUGCAAGUCGCAAUUGAGAAUGGUGAAAGCUCCCUCCCGCCCGAGGAACGCCUCUGGUUCGCCAUGUACGCAGCACCCUGGCUACCCAUCUCUCUAUUCUGGAUGGGCUGGACUAGCUACCCAUCCAUCUCAUACUGGUCAUCACUCGUUGCGUCUGUUGCAUUCGGGUUCUCCGUCCAGGGUAUUUUCAUUUCAAGCUACCAAUAUCUUAUCGACACGUAUGAGGUAUACGCUGCGAGUGCGCUGGUUAGUGCCACCUUCAUGCGGUACCUGGCCGCUGGAGCUAUGGUGAUUGUUUCGAUUCCUAUGUACGGGAACAUAGGGGUUCAUUGGUCGCUGACUCUGCUGGGCUGUCUAUCGUUGGUCAUGACGCCUGUGCCGUAUGUGUUUUAUAAGUUUGGGCAUGUAUUUCGGAAGAGGAGUCGUGUGGCGCGGGAGGAAUAA
Messenger RNA from Aspergillus affinis, 1593 nucleotides. Its product is annotated as MFS transporter. Gene Ontology annotation, molecular function: transmembrane transporter activity. The coding region runs from base 1 to 1593 and encodes 530 amino acids. The transcript has a single exon. Lineage: Eukaryota; Fungi; Ascomycota; Eurotiomycetes; Eurotiales; Aspergillaceae. Gene Ontology annotation, biological process: transmembrane transport. The record is from RefSeq and is a predicted model, not a curated record.